Molecule: messenger RNA, 1203 nt
Organism: Anopheles bellator
Lineage: Eukaryota; Metazoa; Arthropoda; Insecta; Diptera; Culicidae
Product: neurofascin-like
Exons: 2
Coding region: 1-1155 (384 amino acids)
Source: RefSeq, a predicted model, not a curated record
AUGAAGAUCGGUUCCGUGUGCUGGCUCGUAAUGCUGGUCAGUGUGGUCGAUGGUGCACCGACCGGAAGUGAUGGGUCGUCCUGUUCGCGGCUAGACUUUGAUCAGGCCGAGCUUCAGGCCCUCCGCAAGUGCGACUACAUGCAGGAGUUUAUCGCCAAACGGUACAACGCCUCGGAGCACUUCAAACCCUUCCGCGAGGAGGCCGAACACUACCUGUCCCAGCGAUGGCAAGGGCUCACCUGCGGUGAAACGGUCGCUACGUACCAGUUCAACAGCGAAACCGAACUGCGGAUGGCGUACAACCUUAUUUUUGACAGUGGCGCUACGCUGGAGGUGCGUGUUUACGACUGGAGUCGUCUGGACGCGGACGAUCAACCGACGUUGGUGGAGAAGUGGCGCACAUCGGUGUCCACCAAUGGGUGGGGUUUUUUUCGCGAGAAGCUCAAGAAUCCCGUACCCCAGGCAAGGAUUCAAAUAGAGGCGAAUAUUAACGCUGGCAGCGAUUUGGCGAUCGAGUACCUGUCGAUAUUCAACUACGAGGUGGAAACGGAUGAAUGUGAGGCGAUCGAUGAGUUUGCGACGACGAUCGCCACAACCAGCAGCGUCGUGACGACCACAACCACGGCACUUCCGGUGACUUCGACAACCCCGGAGAUAACAACGACAACAACGACUGAAAGCACGAGUUCCACGACUACGUCACAGGCGACGACAACCUCAACAACAACACAUCCGGUGACUACGACAACCCCGGUGAUAACGACAAGUUCCACGACUACGUCACAGGCGACGACGACCUCAACAACAACGAUGGUUAGUACCGCUUCUUCCAGCCCCAGCACUAUACCCGUUACUACGACGACAAAUGCGCCACGGGAUGACCCAUCAAUCACUCCUACCGUUACGCUGCCAUCCUCUACAACGGUGAAGCCAACGAACGGUCCGCAGCCUUUGACGACGUCCACCAGUUUGCCAGAAGAGGUCGUCCAUGUGAGCACUGCUCCUUGGCUCUGGAUGACACUGUCGGCUCUCUUUGGAGUGUUCUUUGUGGUUAGCCUCAGCGUGGCGAUCUACCUGUGCCGGGCAUCCCAACACCUGGAGCGGUUGGCUCGGCGUCUACUCAACGACGGCCAGAAGCAGCAGUACAAGCACUGAUCGCUUGCCGGUCGCCGGAGUGAAAACAUGAUCUCAUGUUUAAGUGUG